CCCGGAGCCCGUGGGCGCGGGGGGGAUGCGGGGCCCGCGGCGCCGGCUCCCGGCGCUGCCCGCGCUGCUGUGGCUGGCGCUGGCCCCGCUGCCCGGCCCCGCGGCGCGGGCAGAGCUGCGGGUGCGGGUGCGGCUGCCCGGCGGGCAGGUGACCGAGGAGAGCCUGCAGGCCGACAGCGGGGCCGACUGCGUCAGCCUGGAGCUGCGGGCGGCGGACGGGGCGCUCGUCACGCUCACGGCUGAUUUCAGACAGGAGGUGAAGAUCUUCCGUGCCUUAAUCCUGGGGGAGCUGGAGAGGGGCCAGAGCCAGUUCCAGGCUCUGUGCUUUGUGACGCGGCUCCACCGCAACGAGAUCAUCCCCAGCGAGUCCAUGGCCAAGCUGCGCCAGAAAAACCCCCGGACGGUGCGUCAGGCCGAGGAGGUUCGGGGGCUGGAGCACCUGAGCAUGGACGUGGCUGUGAACUUCAGCAAGGGGGCCCAGCUGAGCCCCCACAUCCACAACGUCUGUGCCGAGGCCAAAGAAGCCAUUUACACCCGCGAAGAAGAUGUCAAGUUUUGGCUGGAGAAAGGGGUGGACGGCUCCAUGUUCGAGGUGCUGCCGCAGGGCUCGGACCUGCCGGAGCUGCAGCGCUGCCGGCUGUGCCCCGACCGCUGGAAGCCCUGCAUCUGCAGCUACUCGCUGAGCAUCGAGUGGUACCCCUGCAUGCUCAAGUACUGCAAGAGCCGGGACGCCGGGGGCAAGGUCUCCUCCUACAAGUGCGGCAUCCGCAGCUGCCAGAAGGGCUACACCUUCGACUACUACGUGCCGCAGAAGCAGCUCUGCCUCUGGGACGAGGAGACUUAGCUUUCCCGAGGCUUUUCCGAGGGGCAGCUCGUCUCCUGCCGCUCUUCGCGAUGCCAAGGGCUCCUGGAGGUGGCUGCUCCGAGGAAGGAGUGCUGUUCACGGUGGUGCCUCGUGCCACGGGAGAGCUCUGCGCGCCUUUCCUUCCGGCCUCCUGCGCCUCCCUCCCCUCAUCCCG
Empidonax traillii (willow flycatcher) is the source of this 1019-nucleotide messenger RNA. RefSeq names its product out at first protein homolog. The transcript is spliced from 4 exons. The record is from RefSeq and is a predicted model, not a curated record. The coding region runs from base 26 to 844 and encodes 272 amino acids. Lineage: Eukaryota; Metazoa; Chordata; Aves; Passeriformes; Tyrannidae.